Penicillium griseofulvum is the source of this 3006-nucleotide messenger RNA. RefSeq names its product Male sterility, NAD-binding. Bases 1 to 3006 code for a protein of 1001 amino acids. Lineage: Eukaryota; Fungi; Ascomycota; Eurotiomycetes; Eurotiales; Aspergillaceae. The record is from RefSeq and is a predicted model, not a curated record. The transcript has a single exon.
AUGGAGAAGAUUAUCUACGAGCAUUUCCAGAGAUCUCCAAACUCCAUAGCUGUGGAAGACAGAGACUUGUCUUUGAGCUAUGCCGAGCUACUCGCGGAAGCCGCUCAUCUAGCCGGCACGCUUGGAGUUGUAGUCUCUGGUGAAUUGAUUGGCAUUUUGCUUGGCCCCGUUAUCCAUCAAAUUGUUGCCCAGCUAGCUAUACGUCUAGCCGGUGGUACUUGCGUCCCUAUCGAGCCGUCACUUCCAAAGAGUCGCAUCGCGGCGCUUCUAGGUGAUAUUCGCGUGAGACGUGUAUUCGUCGACAAAGAAGACAGUGCGCAUUGGGACGAUAUCGAAGUCAUUCACGUACAGCCGAUUUCAGGGCGGAAAAAUGUUGAUUUGGCACCAGAGACAUUCGAAAGUAAGUCAGAAAUAAGCCAUAUUCUCUUCACCUCCGGGUCAACUGGAAAGCCAAAGCCAGUUCAGAUCCGUGCAGAGAGCAUCUUGCACAUGGCGACCAAAACCCUCGCAACACCAUUGCAAACAAACGAUAGAGUCACCGAGUUCAACAAUCCAGGAUUUGAUAUAAUGUUAUUCGACAUAUGGGUCACGCUAAUCUCCGGAGCCACGAUUGUGGUGGUCCCUCGAGAGAUAGCCACUGAUCCUGGCGCAUUUGGGGGUUUCUUGAAGUCUCAUAAUGCCACAGUGACAUUUUUGACAGCUGCACUGUUCCAGAUUAUUGCAUUCACGGACCCGUUUGCAUUCUCUUCAUUGCGCCAUGUCUUCACUGGAGGCGAUGUGGCUAGCGUACAUGCUAUGAGGUCUGUCUUAGAGAAUGGGCCACCACAGAACCUUUGGAACUCAUAUGGGCCGACUGAGUGUACAACCAUGGUCACCAUGGCUCGCAUCACAUUGGAGGAGACAUCUCGAGAAAGAAUCACCGUUGGUAGACCAAUAGGUAGCACAGUACUCGUGCUAUUGGACGAGGACCAGAACACCAUUCGUGACAGUGGAAGACGAGGCGAGAUCCAUAUAGGAGGGCCACAGCAGGCCUUCGGGUACUUGAAUAUGCCGUAUGAGACAGACCAAUUCUUUAUUCAUUUAGAGAAAAAGAAGAUAGGUUUGCCAGGGGAAGGAUCUAUCCGAUUGUAUCGAACAGGCGACAUGGCCGAAUGGCGCGACACCACCUACCUACUUGAUUUCAUUGGACGUACUGAUAAUCAAGUGAAGCAUGCUGGGUUUCGGGUGGAUUUGGGCGAGAUUGAACAUGCAUUACUUACGCAUAGAGGUGUUCAGUCCGUUGUGGUGGUCCGACAGCCGCCGAUAUCUGAAAGUGGAACGCACUCACUCGUCGCUUUCGUGGUGGGUACCGAGGUGUUUCACACACAGAAUUUACUCGAAUUCGCUAGGGAGCAUCUUCCAGCUUAUAUGGUCCCCAAUGCUGUUGAGCGUAUCACCGAGUUCCCAUUGACGCCGAACGGAAAGGUGGACCGAAACACGCUUGUUCAACGACGGCUUGAGACUCUUCGACAAGAAUUAUCAGUGCCGGAGCACAAAUCUGAAGACAAUAGAGCACUUCUUCGGGGUCUUUGGGAAGAUCUCCUCAAUGUUGCCAAUAUUGGAGAUGAGGAUGACUUCUUUGUUUCUGGAGGCAGCUCACUUCAGGCUGCAGCGCUCAUUUCGCUUAUUCGGAAGCGGCUUGGAACUCUAGUAUCAAUGCAGGACUUGCAUACACACUCCACACUCGACAGACUACUGCGGUUGAUUGAAAACACUGAUCUCAAACAUGAAGAUGCGCCCAAUGAUGCAAAGAUAUGGAUGGAAGAUGUUAAUCUCGUAAACGAUAUUGAGCUCGUUCCUCGAUGGGAAGACGACACAGAAGGACGCGUUUUUGUCACCGGUGUGACUGGCUUUGUGGGGGCCCAUCUUUUACAACGUCUAAUGGAGAAGCCUUCUGUCAAACAGAUUGCGUGUCUAGCACGUCCCACAAAUGGGGUCAGUGCGGCCACUCGAGUCCAACAGGCCCUGGAACGAUAUGACCUAUGGCCGAGCAGGUUUGACCAGAUUCAAAAGCUUUUGGUGCUGGAGGGUGAUUUGGGAGAUCGGGAGCUCGGCUUGGGGAGUCAAAAGUUUACCUGGCUGGCAAACUGGGCCUCGGUAAUCUUUCACCUCGGUGCAAAAGUUAACUUUUGCCAGUCGUAUCGCGAGCACCGUGUCAGCAAUGUCGUAGGGACAUGCAACGCGCUCCGGUUAGCUUCCUCUGGUCGCCGCAAAUCAUUCCAUUACGUGUCUAGCAUUGACGUAUGGGGUCCAACUGGCUAUAUUCUUGGUACUAAAGAGCUGUAUGAGGAUGAGCCCCUAGAGCGGCAUAUUGAAGGCCUUCGGUAUGAUUUGGGCUACGCACAGAGUCAAUGGACGGCCGAAGCCAUGGUCCGUCGUAUGAGAGACAGGGGACUACCUAUUACGAUAUACCGGCCGGGAUUUAUUGUUGGUGAUAGCAAGACGGGGACGAACAAUCCUGAUGAUUUCUUCUCCCGGUUUCUGGCUGGAUGUAUCCAGCUUGGGACAUUCCCGAGAAUUUUAGAGCAGCGACUAGAAUAUGUGACCGUCGACUAUGUUCUCGAUGCGCUCAUCCAUAUUGCAUCUGAUAACAAGAAUUUAGGCAUGAGCUACAGCUUGAAUUGUCCUGAUGUGCGGCAAUCAGUCGAUGUGAUAGGAACCUGCGCUGUGCUCAAUGAGGCGGGAUACGAUGUCAAGGUCAUCUCUUACGACGAGUGGGUAGAGCAAUUAAGACAGCAGCCGGAAGACGGGCCUUUGGCACCAUUGAUGCCUAUGCUCCAGGAGAAGGUGCUAGGUCUUUUGACGCGCUGGGAGGCAAGUCAGUACUCGCCUGUUUAUCGCUGUGAUAAUACGACAGAAGCAUUGAAGGAUAAUCCUGGUAUUAAAUAUACCCCGUUUGAUACGGCGCUGUUAAAGAGGUUCAUCGGCUUCUGGAAUCGGAAGGGAUUUUAUCAUAUCAGGGAAUAA